This is a messenger RNA of Oreochromis aureus, 2251 nucleotides long. RefSeq lists its product as uncharacterized. Gene Ontology annotation, molecular function: G protein-coupled receptor activity. The transcript has 3 exons. The record is from RefSeq and is a predicted model, not a curated record. Gene Ontology annotation, biological process: phospholipase C-activating G protein-coupled receptor signaling pathway; positive regulation of Rho protein signal transduction. The coding region runs from base 289 to 1197 and encodes 302 amino acids. Gene Ontology annotation, cellular component: membrane. Lineage: Eukaryota; Metazoa; Chordata; Actinopteri; Cichliformes; Cichlidae.
UGGGGCUCAGCACAGCAGCAAUAAACAGCUUUGUAAAAGUUCCAUGACACGUAGAUUCACAAGAAGACACAUGGUGUCUGACAUUUUAAGAUGGAACUGAGAUAUUUGAAGAGUUUUUGAAUUUAAUCUGGAAAAAAGGCUGGGAUCACACCUGAAGUGGUUUUGACGCAUGGAAGUAAACACAACAUACACCACAGUAGGUGGUCACUACAGCCUGCUGCCUUCACAGCAUCACCUCUUUGAUCAUCUAAACAGCUGAACACAUAAAGAGCUGCUGUGCAGCCUCUUAUGGCUGACAACAACACGGUGACAAUAGCUGGCCCUGACCUCCUCAGUGUCACUACUAGUGCCACUGGGAACAACACCACACCUGCCAAUGUCCAUUUAGCCAAAGUGAUGAAUUGGCUGACCUUCAGCCUUGGGCUGCCCGCCAUUGGACUCGCUCUUUACAUCCUCAAGAAUCUCUCCAAAGGUGAGAAUAAAGUUCCCAUGCACGUCAUCUUCCUCCUGGUUUCUGACAUCAUCAGUUUCCUCGGACGUCCUAAUGUGAGUCAGAAAGUGGACAGUGGGUCCACGUUCUCCGCCAAUCCCACCGACUUCAUCUUUUAUUUUGGUGUCGUCUCCAACAUCACCCUCAUGCUGUUCAUAGCUCAGGAGCGCCAUCUCCAGGUGGCCUACCCACAGUGCCUUGCCUGCUGCACCAGUAUCAGGAGGCAUCCCGUAGUGGCCUUGGUGGCAUGGGCUGCCCCAUUCGCCAUCCUGGCUCUCGCUGUGCUACAGUACAACCUCUGGUUCGCUGUGGCUCUCCUUGCUCCUUUCCCCUUUCUCCUCUUCUUUGCUGUGGACUCAUGGAGGGCUUUGAUCUGCUCCAGAUCUAAUCCUUCAUCACCAGAGAGGAGAAGGACAGUGGUGGGUAUCGGUGCAAUCUGGGCCAACUACACUGUCCUCUAUGUCCCUUUCAUCCUCAACCUCCUUCUAGAAGCUCUGUCCUUGACAGAGGUGGUGAGCUAUCUGGGGCUAGUGUCUCACCUGCUGCUCUACCUCAGCCCUCUGGUGGACCCUUUCAUCUAUAUAUUCAUGAAUAAGGGUCCCAAAGAGGUGCUGCAGGCACUGCCCUGCUGCCAAAGGCGUAGUCAGAAAGAAAACAUGACACCCACAGUGAACACUGUGUCUGAGACAGUAGAAACGAGACUUUGAAGAGGAAGUACAGUUUGUAUAAAAGUAAACCAAAGAAAGGAACACAUUCACAAAUCUGGCGUGGGACAGUUCAUAAGUCUGUCAGAUUUAUGAAAAAGAUUUUUAGUCUGAGGCAUUUUACACAGGAAUGAUUCUGUUACUCUAAACUUGUAAAACUAUAAACUACUGUAAACACAUAAGACUGCAGUUAUGUGCAGGCAAAGAGAAGAGAAAUCUGAUAGCAAUUAGCUUUGGCAAGACCACACAAGUAGUGUCAAUGAAAAGUGUCAGGUUGAAUAUAAUUGGAUGUUACAGGUCAGCUGGUAGCAAGGUGGUUGAUGAGAUGGCAAACAGAAUGAGAGGCUUUAUUCCAACACUAAAAUACUGGAUAUGGAGAAAUCUGGCUCUCAAAUCCUUCCUCAGCCAUACGAGCACAUGUGCUUCAUAUGCACAAUCAAAAUAAGGGUCACUGGAUUAACCAUUGUCCACUUUAACUGCAAAGCUACCAACACGGUCUACUCAUCUAUUUCAGCUUAUUAUCAUAACGUCUCUCUCUAUGUCUGAAAUGCUUUGUAUUUGUUUGUAUUAACACUUAUUUUCUUUCAUUGUCAAUUUCUUUUUAGAAUCUCUUUUUCACAAGUUAACGUUCCUUUUUAGGAAUAUUUACAGUUGCAGGAAAUUGUUACCAGUACUGGAAAACCAGCUUUUCUUGCAGGAAUGUGCACACACACACCUGCAUCUAAAGGGCAGCCUAAAAAGCGAGCUGAUGGCUGUUCCCUUCAGGAUCUCGCUGGAUCCAUUUAUUUUUGCUGUGUUCUCAUAUUUUAGUUAAUGCAAAGCUCGGUAUUGCUGGAUAGUUGUAAAAAGUACAAGUAGAAAUGUAAUGACUUGUAAGAACAUACCUGUCUGUGUUUACACUGAGCAGUAAGGUCACUUUUGGUCACCUAACAGCUUGUUCUAAGAUUAGAACUGCCUCACAUACAUGAAAAAAUAACAUGGUGAAGCUCUCCCAUACAUCUUGCAUAUGUUUCUUUUAUUAAAAAUUUAAAAAAAAAAACUGUAAAAAUGUAAAUUC